AUGGCCAUCAGCGAAGAUCUAUACGACAAUCUCGCCGCGACAGCCAAAGGCUUCAUAGAAGCUACCAACGCCGCCACGCCUCGAGACAACAACCCCGACUACGACCUCAUCCGCUCCUUCGCAGCACCCCAUUUCCGCAUCGAAUGGGCCCCCAAGCUCUUCGCAAAGUCCUCUCCCGUCCUCGGCGAUGCUCGCGACAUCGAAGGCUUCUGCUCCCACAUCCGCGGCAUGUCUGCAAACCUCUCCACCUGGGCCAUCCUCGUGCAAGACAUCUUCGUGGACGUAAAGCGGCGGACCGUCAUCGCCCGUGCGGAUUUCUGGAUGCUGCCGAAUGGAGGCGAUAAAGUAUGCAAUGAUAUUGUGUUCUUCAUCAAGAUGGACCAGAGCGGCGAGAAGAUUAUCGACUGCACUGAGUACGUUGAUCCAGAGGCCAGCAAGCAGAUCCGUGAUCGGAUUGCGGCGAAGACGUGGGAGAAGAAUGCUGAGGCCGAGCGGAAUGUGGCUCUCAAUGGUCAGAGUUGA
Molecule: messenger RNA, 522 nt
Organism: Zasmidium cellare ATCC 36951
Lineage: Eukaryota; Fungi; Ascomycota; Dothideomycetes; Mycosphaerellales; Mycosphaerellaceae
Exons: 1
Coding region: 1-522 (173 amino acids)
Source: RefSeq, a predicted model, not a curated record